Messenger RNA from Rhodotorula toruloides NP11, 591 nucleotides. RefSeq names its product nuclear movement protein nudC. Gene Ontology annotation, biological process: protein folding. NCBI's taxonomy places the organism in Eukaryota, Fungi, Basidiomycota, Microbotryomycetes, Sporidiobolales, Sporidiobolaceae. The transcript is spliced from 6 exons. Gene Ontology annotation, cellular component: cytoplasm. Bases 1 to 591 code for a protein of 196 amino acids. The record is from RefSeq and is a predicted model, not a curated record.
AUGUCCUCCCCUCCCAUUCCCGCCGACGACGCACCGCAUAUCUCCGAGGCGGAACAGAAGAAGCUCGAUGCGGAGCAGGCCGAUCGCGAGAGGCGCGAGCAGGAGGCCCUCCCCUACAAAUGGCGCCAGACCCUUACAGAUCUCACCAUCACCCUCCCCGUCCCGCCCGGCACGCGCGGAAAACAGCUCGACGUCCAGAUCAAGAAGAAGCAUGUGCGCGUUGGGCUGAAGGGACUGGAACCCGUGCUGGAGGGAGAGUUGUUCAGGGAGGUCAAGGUCGAUGAGAGUACUUGGACGUUGGACGACUCCUCCGAACUCACCCUCUCGCUCGAGAAAGUCUCGAACCAAUCCUGGUGGCCUCACGUCGUCCUCUCGGCCCCCAAAAUCGACACGACCAAGAUCCAGCCCGAGAACUCGAAAUUGAGCGAGUUGGAUGGCGAGACGAGGGCCAUGGUCGAGAAGAUGAUGUUCGACAACCAGCAAAAGCAGAUGGGCAAACCCACCUCGGACGAACUCCGAAAACAAGAGAUGCUCCGCAAGUUCCAGGAACAACAUCCCGAGAUGGACUUUUCCAAGGCCAAGAUCGGCUGA